This is a messenger RNA of Penicillium vulpinum, 582 nucleotides long. RefSeq lists its product as uncharacterized. Lineage: Eukaryota; Fungi; Ascomycota; Eurotiomycetes; Eurotiales; Aspergillaceae. The transcript has 5 exons. The record is from RefSeq and is a predicted model, not a curated record. The coding region runs from base 1 to 582 and encodes 193 amino acids.
AUGCAGCUCCUCUCUCUGUUUUCUUCCUUGGCUCUCGCAUCUGCGGUGGUCUCGUCUCCUACAUCAGGCUUGAAGGCAAUUGUGACCCGCGCAGAUGAUCGGGGUAACUACACAGUUCCAGGGCUUGGGUCUCGCAAGCAGGAGGUCUUGAAUGCCGGUGGCAACACUCGUGACAUGGCUAUUGCGAUGCUAGAGACCGAAACCAUGACCACGGAUUACAUAUAUGGUGACGGAAAAACAGGCGACGCCACGAACUUUGGCAUUUUCAAGCAGAAUUGGUACAUCCUGAGAAAUUCUGCGUCUGAAUUCCUGGGCAAGACCGAAAGCGAGGUCGAUGAUGGUGCCAUCCUCAAUUCGGAUUUGCCACUGGACAUUCAGUCUCGCCAUGAGGGUGAGGAGCAGUACGGGUAUGAAACUUGGUUUAGCGGCCACCGCAAUGGAGAGUCGGGUAUCAAUAACCCAGGCACGGAUGACAUCAACGCAUACAUCGAUGCCAUAUCAUGGAUUCAACAGCAGAUUGAGAGUGACGAGAAAUACCAGAGUGACGAUACUCGGUUUUGGGUCGAUGUUGUUGCCAUUUAG